This is a messenger RNA of [Torrubiella] hemipterigena, 2346 nucleotides long. Lineage: Eukaryota; Fungi; Ascomycota; Sordariomycetes; Hypocreales; Clavicipitaceae. The record is from the annotation of a GenBank genome assembly.
GGGAGUUGAGGACAAGACGAUAUCGCGCCGACAAUUCGCCAAUUAUCCACCACACACCGGAUCAUUGGGGGUCGAAAUUCUCUAUACCAAUUAUAGACUCAUCACAAAAUGAUUCAAUUAAAAACGAUAUUAAAUUGCAUCGACAACUCGGGCGCCGCCCUUGUUGAGUGCGCCCUUGUGGUCGGCCAGAAGAGACACGCCAAGAUUGGUGACCGAAUCGUUGUGGUUGUUCAGGAACAGCGCGCCUCAUCCUCCGGAGGUAUGGCUGGCGUCUCCAACGCUGCCAAGGUCAAGCGUGGUGAUAUCCGCCACGCCGUCGUUGUCCGCACCAAGUACCCUACCCAGCGCCGCGACGGCUCAGUUGUCCGCUUCGACGACAACGCGUGCGUAUUGCUCAACAAAGCCGGUGACCCCGUCGGCUCGCGAAUCUCGGGUGUGGUCGGUGCCGAACUCAAGAGAAAGAAAUGGAGCAAGAUCUUGUCCAUGGCCCCCAUGCAGGCGUAAGGUUCUGCGUGGUGUCCAUCGGUGAGAAGGGUGUUGUGUAAGAAUGUGGAUUUAAAUGUACAUUAUGGGUGUUUCAACAUGGCAUAUUUUGCGCGGCGUUUUAUAUAUGAUAGAGCUGGUAUACUAGCGAAUAAUGCAAAGCUCCUCUACAUUACAUAUCAUGACUACGUUUCGGUUAUUUCAAGCGAGAAGUUAAAUUGAAAUCUUCUUGGAAAGAAGCUACGAGUAUUCACAGGAGAAUCUAUUUGAAGAACUGUCUUUUUGUUUGUAAAAUUGUACUGAGUGCAAGAUUCCGAGUGUGCAUAAUAGUAGCAUCACUGGCGCUGUGUAUAAACCUAAAACUCCAUAGGCAAAGAGAAAUUUAUAGUAGAAACAGAAAAGCAGAGGCCACGCGGCCAUAAAACUCCAAGCCAACCGAUGCUGUAAAACAAUACACCCUAAUACUCCCUGCCGAACACCAGGAGUUCCUGACAACUGGGUCAAACAAGAGAUUUUGUCUUCUUUUUAACUCCCCGUCAUGAUGAAAGAAAUAUUAAACAUGGUAACACGCUCCUUUUUGUACUCCCUUUUAUGUGAAAAUGUGACCGCACUCGCAGCAAACGUAGAAAAGUUUCUUUGUAGGCAAAUUGUUAACACGGUGAGAUGGAUAUACCAGGGGAGGAGAAUGCUUACCAUACCAGUCUCGGCACUGCGCUCUUGAGACUGAAAGAAGACGGCUUCCUCGUGAUUGCACUUCGGGCAAGUCUUGUUGGAACGGGGAAGCUGUAGUAGUGGUAAAAAUACAAUGUCAGCCACAAUUUCCAGAAUUGGUGGUGGUGGUGAUGAGGCAACGGGUAGAAAUAGACAAGUCAAGAACAAAUAAUGCCAGUAAAAUGCAACAUCAGUGUCGUUAUGCCAGUUGUGGGCUGGCCGAGGUUUGCUGUGCAAAGCCAUAUACAGGCAAUCGCUAUGUCGUUGGUCGGUAUGUGCAUCGGGGUUAUUAUAAGAACAUUUCGUCAUCGUCGUCGUCGCUGGCUUCGGAUAGUGAUGAUAGCAGCUCUUGCGUAAAUGAUUCAACAUCGCUGUCACUGCUGGCGGAGCACCACCCGUCGACCAUGUCGAUGGCACAGGCGAGUUGGAACGAGCUCGAGUCGAAGCGCGCAAAGAAUUCGCCCUCUGUCAUGGGUGACGGCAUAUCCGGAGAGUCGUAGGUAAAAUCCGCAAUAGUCGGGGCGACACCAAACGCACUAGCCUUACCGUUACGUUCGGCGACACAGCCCAGAGGCGAGCAUGCCGAGCCACACACUCGGCAUGCAAUGAAUGUUCCACACGAAAGACAAAUGCUAGGCAUGGCUUGACUAACCGUAGGGUCGGAUCCAACAUCCUGGGUGACACCGGCGGUCUCUCCCGAGGUGUUGUUCAGAAUGUUGCGGAAGACGCAACUAGUAGUGGCCUCUUCUGUGUAUUGGCACGUUCUGCAGGUGUACUGCAGCUUGUGCGCCUCCUCGUCUUCCUUGGGGUAAAGCAUGUUGGAGCAUUCCGAGCAGAAGCGGAAAGUGAUCUGCUCGAGCUGCUUGCUUUCGCCCGAGGCAUCGAAGUCGUUGUUGGAUUGAGGAGAAGCCAUGGCUGAGAUGUGUCGAGGGGUGUAGUCGUUGCUCGAAAGGGGGGUGGUGUUCGAAAACGGCGAUGAAGGAGGAGGAAUUAAAAUCCAGGCGGAGGCGCAGAGGGCCUAGCGAUGCGAUUUAUGUAGAUGAUAGCGGACUGCGCUGGGCGAAUUGGUGGUAGAUGGGAAUGGAUGAAAAAAGGAUGGGCGUAAUGAAACGCGAUUGCGGAGUGGCGGCAAAGUCCAAAAUUUAGGCAGCG